UAUUUGUGUCAGUUUUGUUUACAAUGUUUUUAACUUUUAAAAUGUAAAUAUACAGACUUUCUUUGACUAUGUAGGCUGACGAUGUCUCCGCCCAGCCUUUUUUUGUGGGCCUGACCUGCAGCAUGUGUUGUUUUGUCAUUUAAAUAGGAGCUCAUGCUCAGCCAAGGGUGUUUUUUGGUUUGUUUUUUUGAGCUUGUAAGGAAGCGUGCUGGGACUGAUAGAAGAUGUGUGCUGCUGUGUAUGUCCUGUCAACGGUAACGGGCUACGUGCUCACCUCUGCCCUGCUGCUAAAAUGCCCAAAUCUGUUACAUCGAAAGAAGCGAGAGACUUUUGUCAGCAAGCACAUUUCUCACCGUGGAGGGGCAGGUGAAAAUCUGGAAAACACUAUGAUGGCUUUCAAGCACGCUGUGGAUGUCGGCACAGAUAUGCUGGAGCUGGACUGCCACCUGACAAAAGAUGAACAGGUAGUGGUUUCACAUGAUGGCGAUUUGCAGAGGACCUGCGGCAUCGACACCAACAUCUCCGAUGUGACCUACGCUGAACUCCCUCCAUACCUCUGCAGGCUGGGUGUAACCUUUCAGCGAGAGUGCUUCUGCGAAGGAGGAGAGGACAAACGCAUCCCUCUCCUCAGGGACGUGUUUGACGCAUUUCCCAACACUCCUGUUAACAUUGACAUCAAGGUUAACAAUGACACGCUCAUCAAGAAGGUCUCCGAGCUGGUCGUGAAGUAUGACCGAGCGCAUCUGACUGUCUGGGGCAACGCCAGCAACCAGAUUGUGAGAAAGUGCUACAAAGAGAACCCUCAUAUUCCAGUGUUGUUCAGCUUGCCCAGAGUGUUGCAGCUGUUAGGCCUGUUCUACACCGGCCUCCUGCCCUUUGUUCCAAUCAAGGAGCAGUUCCUGGAGAUCCCCAUGCCCUCCAUUAUCACCAAACUGCAGGAUCCCAGCAGGUUAACUAGAGGUCAGCGAUUUAUCGCCUGGCUGGCAGACACUUUGCUGAUGAGGAAAGCUCUUUUUGACCAUUUAACAGCUCGGGGAAUUCAGGUGUACAUUUGGGUGCUGAAUGACGAGGAUGACUUUCAGAGGGCGUUUGAUUUGGGAGCCACGGGAGUUAUGACAGAUUUUCCCACCAAGCUUAAAGACUUCAUGGACAGGAACAGCCUUUCCAAAGCGGAGUGACCUGCCAAAAUCUACCUCACCCCACCUCUCACCAGUGAUUAUCCUUCAGGGCCACUGACCUGCCAGACCAGCCCCCAACAUACACCCGCUUUUACUGCAGGCAUUCCAGCACAGCUACUCUCACACUGUGUUUUACAGUCUGUAGGAACUCCAACAUGCUCUGUAUUAGGAACCGCGUGUUGUACAUGUAGUGGUAGCACAUACUCCUGUUUUUCAUUACUCAUACUAAACAGUGUGAUCAUAUUAGAGCUUGACUGAUAUUGGGCCCCGUCACAGAGACAGUAUAUCGCCACAGGCUUACAGAUUUUCUGAUAUGACCCAAAAUGAAAACGUAUUUGGGUAAUUUGGUUUACAAUCCUCUCAGCAAUGACUGCAGCAGAUGGCGGUGCAGUCAUGCGAUGUCUUCACAGUAAGUUGGUAAGUUACGACUGAAGUAUAUUUCGAAAAAGUUAAUAAGAAUUGUUGCCAUUAUAACACAAAUAUACUGCAUGCAUUUACAAUAUUUUAGAUGCAUAAAUGAUGAAAUCUGAAUGUUUUCUUUUAGUCACAAAAAAUCCUGGCUCAUUAUUAUUAGUAGUAGUAGUAUUAUUAGAAUUAUCCAUGGUGCGUUCGCUUGCACACACAUGCACAAACAUACCCAUAUAACAGUAUGAUAUUUCUGCUAGGAGCACACACUUAAUUGAAACCACUGAAUUUUUUUUUACAAAGAGCUAAAAAUGCCACUGAAAUAUUGUGCUUUUAAGUUUCAUCAGUCUCAGAUGCCAUAAUAGAUUCAUGGUCCUUGACAUGACACUUUCUGUAAGGGUUUACUUGCGCAAAGUCGAUCCUUUUUGAUGCUUUCAAGUUAGUUUGCAGUAUUACUGCAUCAUGCUAGGGGUAAUGUGCAAGCACCAGCAGAUGCAGCUCGAUGAUGUCAUGUUAUUUUCGACUUGUUUCAUAUAUAUAUAUAUAUUUUAUUUUUUCUCAUUGUUUUGGCUCAUUAUUAUUAUUUUGAUCAGCCUUUUGAUCAGAUAAAAUAAUAGAGGCAUACACUGCCUGUUUUAUGAGGAAUUUUGCACAAAAUAGGAAACCUUAUCUGGUUUCUUUUACCUGUGUCAGUGUGAUUGCAAUCAGCAUUGAACUUUAUAUGACAUAUGUGUAUAUUUAAAAUAUUUUACAGCCUAGUAUAAGCAGUGAUGCAGACUGAUCGCUUUACUGCACUCAUUUAAAAUUCAAAUGUGUUAAUGAAAGUAGUUUACACAUAGUUCCUUGCUUUAAUAUACAAAUAUAUGAAAUGUUAUGAUGCUCGGUGGCGGUCUCUAAUCGAAUGAAUGUGGUUUUGGCUGAAUGUACUGUACGUUGUUUGGGAUUUUUGCAGUCAAAACAAUGUUAGGUUUGUUGUGGGGCAUUUUAAAUCACUUAUGUGUGAUGUUUUACACUGUUUUUACAAAUGUUCUUGAAGAUUUCUUUUAGAGACUUGAUCCAACAAUCACAUUACAAGUACUGGGAUUUUUCUGAUUAUACUACUUGUGCUGUCCUCAGUGUACUUUUAUUUUGCAUGUUUAAAGCUGUUGUGUGUGUUGAACUGAACUUUUUUGGGCUCAUCUUUAGAUUUGAUUUGCCGAGAGCAAUUUUUUGUAUCUGUAUCAAUAAACACUGUAUGUACAUCAUUAUA
Molecule: messenger RNA, 2832 nt
Organism: Maylandia zebra (zebra mbuna)
Lineage: Eukaryota; Metazoa; Chordata; Actinopteri; Cichliformes; Cichlidae
Gene: gdpd1
Product: glycerophosphodiester phosphodiesterase domain containing 1
Biological process (GO): glycerophospholipid catabolic process; N-acylethanolamine metabolic process
Cellular component (GO): endoplasmic reticulum membrane
Molecular function (GO): phosphoric diester hydrolase activity; phosphatidylcholine lysophospholipase A1 activity
Source: RefSeq, a predicted model, not a curated record